UCUAAUGCUUGCUUCCAGGAGCGAAGUGCCAAGUUCGUCUCUCCCCAGUCCUGUUAAGCAAUAUUGAAGUCUCAAGCAGCACCGGAGUAAUCUGGAUUCAUGGAAGCGGAAGAAGAUCAGUCAGGAUUGAUGGUCGAUGAGAUCUACGAGAACGGAUGCUCCGUCUCCGAAGACGGCUCCAUACGCCAACGGCUGAUCAUUAGCGGCGAGCAGCUUGAUGUUGAGGCAUACGCUUCCCUGUACAGCGGUCGCACGAAGAUUAUGCGCCUGCUUUUCGUCGCUGACCGGUGCAACAAUGCAACGAUGCAGUUGGAGGCUCUAAGGAUGGCCUAUGAAGAGAUUAAGAAGGGCGAGAAUACCCAGUUGUUCAAGGAGGUUGUCCAGAAGAUUGAUGGGCGUUUGGGGUCUAAUUACGAGACGGAUUCUGCGUGGGUGCAUACAGUAGACCACAGAGCGGAGUUGAGAAAGGAUAGGCUCGAGAAUGAGCUGAAUGCUUAUAGGACUAAUUUGAUCAAAGAGAGCAUUAGGAUGGGAUACAAUGACUUAGGAGAUUUCUAUUAUGCUCACGGGCAACUUGGUGACGCUUUGAAGAAUUAUGUCAGGACACGUGAUUAUUGCACGACAUCAAAGCAUAUUAUUCACAUGUGUUUAAAUGCCAUUCUGGUUAGCAUUGAGAUGGGCCAAUUCUCUCACGUUUUAAGCUAUGUCACCAAAGCGGAGCAAGGUCAUGAUGCUUCCUUAGAUGAAAUUACAGCUGCUAAACUUUGUUGUGCUGCUGGAUUGGCUCACUUAGAGACAAAGAAGUAUAAGCUUGCUGCUCGUAAGUUUCUGGAAGUGGGUCAAGAAUUACUGAGUAACUACAAUGAAGUAAUUGCACCUCAAGAUGUUGCAACAUAUGGUGCGCUUUGUGCACUUGCAAGUUUUGAUCGCGCAGAAUUGAAGAGCAAAGUCAUAGACAAUGUUAUCUUCAGGAAUUUCCUAGAGUUAGUACCUGAGAUUCGAGAACUUAUCAAUGAUUUCUACACAAGUCGCUAUGCUUCGUGUCUUGGAUAUUUAGAAAACCUGAAAACAAACUUAAUGCUUGACAUCCAUUUGCAUGACCAUGUCGAGACGCUGUACAACCAAAUCCGUAACAAAGCUCUCAUCCAGUACACGCAUCCCUUUGUUUCUGUUGAUCUGCACAUGAUGGCCAAUGCUUUCAAGACCACUGUGUCUGGGUUGGAGAAGGAGCUUGAAGCUUUAAUUACCCACAAUGAAAUACAGGCUCGGAUUGAUUCACAUAAUAAGAUUUUAUAUGCAAGGCAUGCUGAUAUGAGAAAUGCAACCUUCCAGAGGGUGCUGCAGACGGGUAAGGAAUUCGAUCGAGAUGUUAAAGCUUUACUUUUGAGAGCGAGCCUUCUGAAGCACGACUACAACAACCGAUCAUCAUCAAGGAAACACUCUAGCGGCAUCUGAUGAUUAGGGAUUGAAAAAGAAAAAAUGCUUAAAUUUAUUCUUGAAGUUUUCUUUCUUUCUUUGUGGGUUGUUUGACCUCAAGGAUGGAUGGUUUUUGCGGUGGGCACACAAUUUUCCAAUUGACUAGUAGAAGUGUACAACACAUUGGCCUCUUAAGUCUAUAUUGUUGUGUUUUUAUAUUAUCCUCCAAUCUCUGUCAAUAACUCUAUAUCACUGGAAUGAGGGCCGUUUUGAAUUUUUUGGAUGCGCAAUUAUUACGUAUAGUCAUGUUUCAAAAUAUGAUUAUAUUAUGGAUGUAUUUUCACAAAACAAA
Messenger RNA from Cuscuta europaea, 1768 nucleotides. Lineage: Eukaryota; Viridiplantae; Streptophyta; Magnoliopsida; Solanales; Convolvulaceae. The record is from the annotation of a GenBank genome assembly.